Loa loa (African eye worm) is the source of this 1605-nucleotide messenger RNA. RefSeq lists its product as hypothetical. The record is from RefSeq and is a predicted model, not a curated record. The transcript is spliced from 9 exons. Lineage: Eukaryota; Metazoa; Nematoda; Chromadorea; Rhabditida; Onchocercidae. Gene Ontology annotation, biological process: G protein-coupled receptor signaling pathway. The coding region runs from base 1 to 1605 and encodes 534 amino acids. Gene Ontology annotation, cellular component: membrane. Gene Ontology annotation, molecular function: G protein-coupled peptide receptor activity.
AUGAUGAACACAUUGGAACGAUGUCAAACUGUCAUUAUUGAAUUACCGGAAAAUAGCAUUGUGUAUGAUUGGUUCUAUGCAAUUCAUACAUUUUAUAGUCCCAUUCAUACAUAUUUAUCUAUUGUAUUAUGCAUUUUGGGUGCUAUGUGUAAUUUUUGCAAUAUUGUUGUACUUACAAGAAAACAAAUGCGCACACCGGUAAAUAUGACCUUAACAGCAAUGGCAUGUUGUGAUACGGUAGUACUGUUUUCCAAUUUGAUAUAUACGACACACCAUACAUUUGCAACAUUUGCCAACUGUCAUCCAAAACAAUGGAGCUAUGGUUGGGCUAUAUUCCUAGUAUGCCAUGCACAUUUAUCACUUAUUGGUCAUUCCAGUAGCAUUUGGUUAUCGGUUAUGCUAGCAUUAAUACGAUAUAUGACGUUACGAAGUAGAAGGAAGGUCAACGUCAUGCAGAUCCAUCUGCGACAUUCAUACAUGGCUAUAGCAUUUGUUGUUUUAUUUGUCACAUUGAUGAAUACACCAAAUUUCCUUGCUUAUAAAAUUAUCGAAAUGAGGCUUAGUGAAACAUGUAAUAUCACUGAUAUUGGUAAUCGUGAUGCAUUUGCAUAUAUACCCGGUGUUUCUGACUUGGCACUUGAAGCACAUUGCCUGAUAUUUCGGAUGGCAUUCUGGAUAUCAGGUACGAUUUUUAAGAUGAUACCUUGCUUAUUAUUAUCAUCUCUUGUUUGGCUAUUGAUGAAAAUUCUAACAAGAGUGCAACAAAAUCGAGUCAAACUUUUACAUCAUUCAACUUAUUACUACAAUCAAAAAUAUGUUGGCAAAAAGAAAUAUUGCGGAAAAGAAAAAAUACCACUGAUUCGCAUUUAUCAACAACUGAUCGUUGUGCCAAGAAUGAUUAAUUUCAGGAUAAAUACGAGUGUCGUUUAUCGAACAGAUCGUACCACUCGUAUGUUGUUAACAAUUUUAUGCGUAUUUUUAAUCACCGAACUACCACAAGGUAUUAUGAUGGUACUUUCUGGUAUCCUUCCAGAAGCAUUCCGACGCCAUAUUUAUAAUAGUCUUGGUGACCUGUUGGAUUUAUUAUCACUUUGCAACGCAUGUACAACAUUUGUUAUCUAUUGCUCAAUGAGUGAACAGAUAAAUACGAGUGUCGUUUAUCGAACAGAUCGUACCACUCGUAUGUUGUUAACAAUUUUAUGCGUAUUUUUAAUCACCGAACUACCACAAGGUAUUAUGAUGGUACUUUCUGGUAUCCUUCCAGAAGCAUUCCGACGCCAUAUUUAUAAUAGUCUUGGUGACCUGUUGGAUUUAUUAUCACUUUGCAACGCAUGUACAACAUUUGUUAUCUAUUGCUCAAUGAGUGAACAGUUUAGAAAUGAAUUUAAACAAGUAUUCCUGCCAAAUUCACUAUUCGGUUAUAAGUUAACACGGAAGUUACAAUGGAAUCAUAAAGAGUCGUCAUCAUCUACGCAUUCAUCUAAUGGCAGAAAUUCCAAGAAUAUCUUUGAAUUACCAGCAAAUAUCUUGAAUCGGAAUACUAAAGAUGUUUGUCCAAUGGUGACAGCAACAUCGGAAUUACUAAUGGAAAGUUCGUUAACCUAA